AUGUUAAUGGAUGAAAUCGUUGCAAAUUCGUCUGUUACUGAUAACAUUUAUCUGCAAACUCUUAUUAGCAUGUAUAAUGAUGAAACUAAAAAUGUGUCAACUUUGCAAUAUUCUAUCGACUGCAUAUAUGAACGGGAGAUGAAACUAUUGUUAGACAGGAAAUCAGAGGGUAAAUUGCCAGCGUCUACAAGGGAAACUAUUGUUGGGGAAUUUCAGAAUCUAUCAAAUAUUCUCAACAUUGGUAUUCGGAGUGGAGAUAAACAAUCAGAGGAUGUAAUCACGAUUAAUACUAUAAAUGAUAUUAGGAGAGAUUUUAAAAAAGAAUGCCCUGUUCUUGCAGAUAUUGUUGCUAGCCUGUUUCCUGAAUCUCAGGACAGCAACCGAAAGUCCAACUGUGCUGUGCAUGCUUUGUCACUGCUGUCAAGUGUAAGAAAUCAAAGCUUAAAAAAUGAUAUUUUCAUGAUGUUUACAAUAUUGCUUGUUUCCUAUGGGGCUGGGUGUUGGAUGAUCAAUAACCUAAAUAAAUGUGGACUUACAGUACAUUGGGACACACUAUCUAACUUUCUUGAAUCCCAACUUAAAGGAAAAAUAUCCAGAGUGAAGAUGUUAACACCUAAUGAUAUGCCACUAAUACUCCUUAUGGACAAUUUAAAUAUUUUUCGAGGCAAUAAACAACAUCAUAGGCUUUUUAAAGACUAUGGAGACAGUAUGUGGAACUUUACUGUAAGAGGCCUUGUACGUCCUUGUGUUAAUGGCUUAGAAAAAUUGUUCUCCUCCAAGGAGACCGCAAGUGAUAGUCAACAUGAUGUAAAGAAAUUUACAUUCGAUAAUAUCAUACUUGAAAACAACCCUGAUCAUUUAAAUAUUUGGAAUGCUCAUCUUGAUUGCUAUUUGUCAACACUUCUAAAAGAUGGACUUACACUGAAUACAGAAAUGUCAUUGAAAGACAUGUCUGAAAAAGAAUGUGAUCACUGUCUCUCGACCCAAUCUUAUAGUAUAUCAAACAAUGUCAGCGUUUGUCCAAACCAUUCGUACAUCGACAUAUCUCAGUCAACCAGAAAAACGGACACUAUUAUUAUGCCAUUGAUAUUGGAGAACAACAGCACUCUUGCUGGUUCAUGUGCUAUCUUGGACCAGUUUGCCUCAGAAUUUUCUAUUCCCAAAACCUCUCACUCAGAAAUUCUUCCAUUUGACACUAACCAUAAGACAUUUAGUAUUAAGCAAGCACGUGAACAUAUUGAGUUUAUUGAGAUGAUGAAUCACCAUACAAGUGAGAAGCACCAAAAAAAUGAGUUGCUUAAUAAUGCUGAGAUAAAUGAUGAUUGCAUGGAUGGCAAAAUUAUCGGUGAUGAUGGAGAUUUUGAUGCUGGUGAUAACCAAAAUGUUGAUGAUGAUGAUGAUAAUGAUAAUGGUGGAGUUAUUCCACACACAGAGCAAGAAUACAGAUCUGACACAACUGUAACAAAAAUGCAAAAAUUGUUUGAAAGGGAAGAUUAUUUGUUCAAAAGUACUUAUGACUCAUUGACAGACCAAAUGAAGAAGGCCAUUGAAAGUGACAGACUUGAGCGAUUUUUAAAAGAACUGGCAGAAAAACCAUACAUUCAGAAUGCAAGGGAUCACUUAGGAAGGACACUGUUUCAUGUAGCUGUGGAAAAACUGAACAUUAACUUUGUCAGAUGCAUGAUCAAUGCUGGAUGCAACCCAAAUGCAAGGGAAAAAUGUGGCAUUACUCCUCUGGUUAUUGCUGUCCUCCUUAAAAGUAAAGACUUGUGCCAGUUAUUGGUAAAUGCAAGGGCGAGCACGAGAGGUCCGUUGUUUACAAAUGUGCCAAGUCCUAUAGUGAUUGCAACAAAGAUGGAUUUGCCAGAAAUAUUAGACAUUCUUAAUCCGACAGAGUCAGAUGGGGAAGACGAUGAAUUGCAAUACUAUGAUCCAAUUUUCCACUGCAGUAAUCAAUCUAAAGUUCAUGAAACGGCACCAGUUGCAAAAAGUACUCAAUAUACAAGGGCCUCGCCUGGAUUCAUCACUGGUAUGGUGGGUGAUGUGGGCACAUGUAAGACUAAUAGAGGUGUAAUGUCCAGAUCGCGCUGUCAUGAUUGGGUUGGUAUAAUACCCGGUGAUUCUACAUACAAAGGGCUACCUUGCGGAAGCAUGUUAUAA
Messenger RNA from Paramuricea clavata, 2160 nucleotides. The record is from the annotation of a GenBank genome assembly. NCBI's taxonomy places the organism in Eukaryota, Metazoa, Cnidaria, Anthozoa, Malacalcyonacea, Plexauridae.